Molecule: messenger RNA, 3212 nt
Organism: Meleagris gallopavo (turkey)
Lineage: Eukaryota; Metazoa; Chordata; Aves; Galliformes; Phasianidae
Gene: COMP
Product: cartilage oligomeric matrix protein
Biological process (GO): cell adhesion
Cellular component (GO): extracellular region
Molecular function (GO): calcium ion binding
Source: RefSeq, a predicted model, not a curated record
CAGAAUCUGCUGCAGAAUAAAGAGAAGUGACUUCAGGUUUCUAGGACGUAAAGAUACACUGAUGGCUGCCUUCAUACGCAGAAGACAUCAGUUAUCAUUAGCGUAGUCACAAGAAAUAAACCUACGUGGUUGAUUUGAUCUUUGGGUUCAGAACAAAAAGUCAUUUGCUGUACAUAACAUGAGGUGAAAUGUUCCAGACAAGCAGAAUCAUGGAAAUGCCACUUAGCCAGAAAUGACGUCCACCCGUCGUCCAGCAUCAGAGAAUAAGAACUUCAGAGGAAGGAAUGCAACUUCAUAAAUAGGAAACCACAGAUACUAAUGGGGAGCAGAGGCAAACCUGCAGGUUAAAAAGUAGUUGCAAGAGAAGCUCAUACAUCCACACUGCGUGGAGAUUCAAAGAUGAUUUCAGCUCUAGCCUGUUUUCUCCUCUGCCUCUCUUGUCCUUUUUCAUCAUGUCAGCAGAGAAGAGCAGGAAUUGAAGUUGGGCCUGAAAUGCUGGAAGAGAUGAGAGAAACGAACCGUGUGUUAAUGGAAGUUCGAGACUUGUUGAAACAGCAGAUUAAGGAGAUAACAUUCCUGAAGAACACAGUCAUGGAGUGUGAUGCCUGUGGCAUACACACUGAAGCAACAGGCCCCGUCAUCACUGUGACACAGUUUAACAGAUGUGUCCCAAACCCCUGCUUCCCUGGAGUGGCCUGCACUGAGACCAGCACUGGCUUCCGCUGCGGACCCUGUCCCCCAGGCUAUUCAGGGAAUGGGUCCCAGUGCACAGAUAUCAAUGAGUGCAGUGCAAACCCCUGCUUCCCAAAGGUCCAGUGCAUUAACACUGCUCCUGGCUUCCGCUGCGAUCCGUGCCCUCCUGGCUUCACUGGGCAAAUGGUCGAAGGAGUUGGCCUAGCUUAUGCCAGGGCCAACAAACAGGUUUGCACUGACAUCAAUGAAUGUGAGACAGGUGCUGCCAGAAAUUGUGUCCCAAAUUCUAUCUGUAUCAACACACGGGGAUCCUACAAGUGUGGAGCUUGUAAACCUGGCUUUGUUGGGGAUCAAAUCACUGGCUGCAAGAGCCAGACAGGGAGACUCUGCCCUAACGGUGAAGUCAGCCCAUGCCACGAGAAAGCACAGUGCAUCGUGGAGCGGGAUGGGUCCAUCUCGUGUGCGUGCCUUGUGGGGUGGGCAGGGAAUGGCUACAUCUGUGGGAAGGAUACAGACAUUGAUGGAGUCCCUGAUGAAAAGCUGCGCUGCUCUGACAAGAAGUGCCGCAAGGAUAACUGCAUGACUGUCCCCAACUCUGGCCAGGAGGAUGCAGACAGGGAUGGAAUUGGAGAUGCCUGUGAUGAUGAUGCUGAUGGAGAUGGGAUAUUAAAUGCCGAGGACAACUGUGUGUACACACGCAAUGCAGACCAGCGCAAUGCAGACAAGGAUAACUUUGGUGAUGCCUGUGACAACUGUCGCCAAGUGAAGAACGAUGACCAGCGGGACAUUGAUGGUGAUGGGAAAGGAGAUGAGUGUGACGAUGACAUAGAUGGAGAUGGAAUCCGAAAUCCAACGGACAACUGUGUAAGAGUUCCUAACCCUGAUCAAAAAGACAGUGAUGGUGAUGGAGUAGGAGAUAUCUGCGACAGCUGCCCAACAGUCAGUAACCCAGACCAGAAAGAUACUGAUCAUGAUCUCGUGGGAGAUGUCUGUGACACCAACCAGGACAGUGAUGGCGAUGGCCACCAAGAUACAAGAGAUAACUGCCCAUCAGUGCCUAACAGCUCCCAGGUGGACACAGACAAUGAUGGACUAGGAGAUGAAUGUGAUGAUGAUGAUGACAAUGAUGGGAUUCCAGAUGAGAAACCUCCAGGCCCUGACAACUGUCGGCUUGUCCCUAACCCUGGCCAAGAAGAUUCGGAUGGUGACGGUGUAGGAAAUCUUUGUGAAGAUGACUUUGACAGAGACAUGGUGAUUGACAGAAUUGAUGUGUGCCCAGAGAACGCAGAAGUGACACUAACAGACUUCAGGGCUUUCCAGACGGUUGUGUUGGACCCUGAGGGUGAUGCACAGAUUGACCCCAACUGGAUUGUCCUUAACCAGGGCAUGGAAAUUGUCCAAACCAUGAACAGCGAUCCUGGCUUGGCUGUAGGUUACACAGCAUUCAAUGGAGUGGACUUUGAGGGCACGUUCCAUGUCAACACUGCCACAGAUGAUGAUUAUGCUGGCUUCAUAUUUGGCUACCAGGACAGUUCCAGCUUUUAUGUGGUCAUGUGGAAGCAGAUGGAGCAGACAUACUGGCAGGCAAACCCCUUCCGAGCAGUCGCAGAACCUGGUAUUCAACUGAAGGCAGUGAAGUCCAAAACAGGCCCAGGUGAGUACCUGCGCAAUUCUCUCUGGCACACUGGGGACACCACAGACCAAGUCAAGCUGCUGUGGAAGGACCCUCGCAACUCUGGCUGGAAGGACAAGACGUCGUACCGCUGGUUCCUGCAGCAUCGGCCUCAGGUUGGAUACAUCAGAGCUCGCUUCUAUGAAGGCCCAGAGGUUGUAGCAGACACUGGAGUUGUCCUUGAUACAACUAUGCGAGGAGGGCGCCUGGGAGUCUUCUGCUUCUCCCAAGAGAACAUCAUUUGGUCAAACCUGCGUUACCGCUGCAAUGAUACUAUUCCAGAAGACUAUGAAACAUUUAAAGUUCAGCAAGACUAGCCUGAGUUUUAAAUGUCCAACAAAAUUUGCUUAUAAAAAAGUGCUCAGCUGCCCCACUGUUGCCUCUGGUAUACUGUAUAAAGAACUGUAAGUAAUAUACCACUGCACUCUGCACAGCACCAAGUGUCACUGCACUAUCUGGCAUGUUUUCUACAACAGCAACUUUUCUGUAAAUGCUACAAAAUCCUCUUGGAACAGCAGAAGCACAGAUGUCAAGUGUGCCUCGAAGCCUGUGCUGCUGUUCUCUACACUACAUGGAGAAAGAUGUGCUGAGAAGCUACUGCAGUAGCUGAAUUGUUUGACUAAGAUUAGUGUGGAUGAUUCCCUGGACUUUUUUCCCCUACUCAAAGGCUCUCAAGUAUAAAUGUUAUCUUUUUCAAGACCUACUCAAGCAAAUCCAGCACAGGUCUGAAAGGGUCAGAGAAAGCAGCCUAUGUCCAAGUUGCUCACAAAGUAUUAAAAAAAAGAAAAAGCACUUUAGGGAGAGUAUCUUUGUUCUGGAAUGUUGGAUAAUAAAUACUCUAAUAGAC